Messenger RNA from Eupeodes corollae, 670 nucleotides. RefSeq names its product general odorant-binding protein 69a (gene Obp69a). The coding region runs from base 93 to 509 and encodes 138 amino acids. Lineage: Eukaryota; Metazoa; Arthropoda; Insecta; Diptera; Syrphidae. Gene Ontology annotation, molecular function: odorant binding. The transcript is spliced from 6 exons. Gene Ontology annotation, biological process: sensory perception of smell. The record is from RefSeq and is a predicted model, not a curated record.
GCCCCAUAAAUAGAGAAACACGAAGCUCAAGAGUGUAUUGUUGUUUUGGUUGGACUGGCUUGUGUGGAAAUAUAUUUUUUUGGGACAAUAAAAUGGAUACGAAAUUUAUGGUUUUUGCACUUCUCUUUUUCGUUAACUUUACACUAAAUAAAGCAAUUGAAAUUCCAGAACACUUAAAGGCACAUGCUAAGAGAUUGCACGAUAGAUGUCAAAAGGAAAUUGGCGUGGAUGAGGCUCUAAUUGCUCAAAGCAACAAUGGGAACUUACCAAAUGAUAGAAAAUUGCAGUGCUACAUUCAUUGUUUGUUCCAAAAAACUGGAUUGAUUGAUGAAAACAACAUUAUCCAUCUGGAACAUAUGAUUGAGAUUCUUCCAACAGAAAUGCAGGAGAUUAUCGAAAGAUUAAUUUCAUCUUGCGGAACAAAACACGGAGCAGAUCCUUGUGAAACUGCAUAUCUAACAGUCAAAUGCUAUUUCGAUGCAGAUCCUGAGAAUUCAAUGUUAAUAUAGUAUUGAAGGUGUAAGUUUUACCUUCAGCACUUACCUGUAAAGGGCAUUAUCCGGUCGAAGUAACAUCAAGGAACGGAAGACUCGCAAUGAUUCAAUUUGUACUAAUAUUAAAUUUUGCUAAACAAUAAAACAAACAAAAAAAUAUUGCUAUGAAAACAAAA